AUUAUCAAAACAAAACAAAAAGAAAAUUCAAGAUAUUUUAAAUCGAAGUAAAAAAAAUACGAUGGAACGCUACAGAAGAGAACGUUCGCCUCACAGGGAAAGGCGAAGGGAUCAUUCGUCCUAUAGAGAAAGAAGAAGGGAACGCUCUCCUCACAGAGAUAAAAGAAGGGAACAGAGAAAUGUUCUGACCUACAAGAAGCUGCAGAAAAUGCCGGUAAAUCUUCGAAAGCAGGCUGUUCGAGAAGCCCGGAACCGGAAUGAGAAAAUCCAGGGAAAGCGGAGGGAGCGCCGAAAGAAGCCUGAUAAUGUGACCUCAGCCCGCCGCGUUCGCAACAACUUCGAUCGUUCCGAACACAAUGCAAUGUUGGCCAGCACUUCAAAGGAACUGCGACGCAUCCUCCAGGAGUUCGAGACCCUCUCGGACAUUCCCCAUGAUAUUACACCCAUAGAGCUUCAGGGGGAGAUAGCCAUCGCCGAGGGAAAUGCCACAACGAUCCACGUGCAGCGGGAUGGACUCAGCACCCUCACCGUAGUGCUCCACCAGCGCGAGCCGACGAUUGCACAGCUGAAGAGGGCAAUUGCUUUGAUCUCGCGCGCCCAGCACAAGCGCAGGCAACGCGAACGCUACGAAGAGCGUCUUCGGCGUCGGGGAAUCGGCGACGACGACUCCGACGAUCGUCGGCAGAAGCAACCAGUUGCGGUGGCCUGCUCCACCGGCGAGUUAGUUCACUCCGCUCAGCGCAACGGGCAUGAUCAUCGCGCGUUCGUCUCGUGGCGAUUUCUAUGGCGCUGUUUCGGACUUCUCAACGUGGACACCAAUCAGCCGAUUGACGACCGACGCUCCGGUGGCAGGGCCACUUUGAAAGAGCUGGGCAUUGAGAACGCCGCCACCCUGAAGUUUGUCCAUCGCGUCAAGUAUUUCGGGCGCCAGCGACAGAGUUAAUGAAAUCGAAAAUCAAUGAUAGAGCCUCUAACGAUUGUCAACCAUCCGAUUCGAAAGUCGGACACUAAAUCGCGGUCAAUAUGGAUCAA
Molecule: messenger RNA, 1032 nt
Organism: Drosophila ficusphila
Lineage: Eukaryota; Metazoa; Arthropoda; Insecta; Diptera; Drosophilidae
Exons: 3
Coding region: 62-943 (293 amino acids)
Source: RefSeq, a predicted model, not a curated record